AUGAAAUUGAAUCUGACAAUAGUGAUUUUGUUUUUCGGCUUGGGAACUUCUUCAUGUUCUAUAAGCGUCGAAAAAGCUAUUUUUGAGAACUAUAGCUCUAUGAUAAAACCAAGGAAAAAUAAUAGCGAGGCAGUGCAUGUAAGUUUCUAUUUUUCUAUCAAUUCCGUACAAGAAGUUGAAGAACGUUUGCAGUAUAUAUCUUUUUUUGGCUGGUGCAAUAUUCAGUGGUAUGAUGAAUUUCUAAUUUGGAACAAGACUCAAGAAAAUGGGCUAAAAAUGAUUACAGUUCCUUAUGAAAAGAUCUGGACUCCGGAUUUUACCAUGUGGUAUACCGAAGAAAAUAUCCAUGGCUUAGAACCCCACCCCUUUGUAACACUGAAUUCGAAUGGUCUAGUCACCUGGUACCCUGGCGGAAAAAUCAAACUUUCGUGCGUCAUCAAAGUUUCCAAAUUUCCUUUUGAUGUGCAGUGCUGUAAAAUUAUUGUUGGUGCAUGGCAAGUUACUGACUGGGUCCAGAAACUGAUUCCAAAAUCAAGGACGUCCGAUGAUACUAAUCUCAUUUUUCAAAAUGGAGAAUGGGAGUUUAUGAAUUUUACCUAUACAGAAGUAUACCACCAAGAAUUCGAUUUAACAACAGUGGUUUACAAACUUCAUUUCAGGAGAAGAUAUCUUUACAUCGCAUUGACUAUUGUUGUUCCAAUAAUAAUACUUGCUGUUUUAAAUUCACUGACAUUUUUUGUUCCAGUUGAUUCAGGGGAGAGAAUAACUUACAGUCUAACACUUUUUCUAACAUUCACCGUUUUCUUAACCUUAUUCGAGGAAACCAUGCCACGAAAUUCUACCGACGUGCCCUACCUCACGAUAUACGUAGCAUUCCAUUUACUCCUGUGUGUUUUAAGCACAAUCAUAUCCGUUCUUUUAAAACCUAUUAUUAAACCAAUUCUUAAUCAUGAUCAGGACCCAAACUACGUUACAAGAGAAAAGGAACUGCAAUUUGAGAAUGAAAAGUGUUAUGCCAAUGAAAUUAAUCUCAAAGCCGAUGUUAAUGAAGAAGAUGACAAAUAUCAAUGUGGAUGUCCUGAGAAAAAAUCUUGUAAACAGAUGGAUUCGUUUAUGGCUUUGUUUAACAUAAUUGCUUUCUUUUUCUCAACAGUUACAUUAAUCAUCUUUUAUCAUAUUUGA
This is a messenger RNA of Saccostrea cuccullata (small rock oyster), 1182 nucleotides long. RefSeq names its product neuronal acetylcholine receptor subunit alpha-7-like. Gene Ontology annotation, biological process: regulation of membrane potential; monoatomic ion transmembrane transport; signal transduction. NCBI's taxonomy places the organism in Eukaryota, Metazoa, Mollusca, Bivalvia, Ostreida, Ostreidae. Gene Ontology annotation, molecular function: transmembrane signaling receptor activity; transmitter-gated monoatomic ion channel activity involved in regulation of postsynaptic membrane potential; excitatory extracellular ligand-gated monoatomic ion channel activity. The transcript has a single exon. The coding region runs from base 1 to 1182 and encodes 393 amino acids. The record is from RefSeq and is a predicted model, not a curated record. Gene Ontology annotation, cellular component: plasma membrane; neuron projection; synapse.